CGUGUGCCGUAGGAUGUGCGCGGGUUCGGUCGUGGCUGGGGCGCUGGCCGCCGUCGUCGUCGCCGCGACGCUGGUCGGCGGCUCCCCAGACGUAAUCAACAUCGAACCUCACCUGUUCAAGUCCCUGGCCGACAAGCUGGGCGCCGAGCUGUGGGAGGUGGGCAGCUACGUGUCGCGCCGCCAGGAGAUCCAGGAUAGCUACAACAAGGAAAGUGGUGAGGUGCGAGCAGUGGAUGGUGAGAAACUGCUGGAGAAAAUUGCUGACAACAUACGCAACAUGACUGAAUCCAAGAUCAGCGCUAUAAAGCGAAUAAUGGACACGGCAGAGAACACUGCCAUGGCUCACCAGGAUGAUGAAGUUACUGAGUUCCCUUAUUACAAUGCCAAGAACCUUAGCAAGCCCCUCAAGCCCAAUGACACUCUCCCAGAAGGAUUCAGAGUGCUAAACUUGACGCAGAAUAAACAUUUCUACAACAUGGAAGUCAACACUUCAUUCAGUGCUGUCCAUGUUCCAACCAAUGUGUAUGAUAAAGCACCAGAUUUACUGAGAGCUGUGAAGUGGUCUGACAAAUUGGACUCUAUUUUCAUCAGCAAUUAUCAGAUGGAUCCGUCACUGUCAUGGCAGUACUUCGGCAGUUCCCUUGGCUUCAUGAGGCUCUAUCCAGCUGUGAAAUGGACACCAAAGCCUGCCGAAUUGGAAGUAGAUCUUUAUGACUGCCGUACAAGGCAAUGGUACAUAGAAGCUGCUGCAAGUCCAAAAGACAUUGUCAUUCUGGUCGACAGCUCAGGCUCAAUGACAGGCGUUCGGCGUGAGAUUGCUCGGCAGGUUGUCACAGACAUCCUGGACACCUUAGGCAUUAAUGACUAUGUUAAUGUAUUCAACUUCUCAGAACAUAUCACUGAAGUGGUUCCAUGCUAUUCAAAUCACUUGGUACAGGCAACUUUACACAACAUCAGGGAACUGAAACGUGGUAUGGAGGAAUUACACACUGACAAGAUUGCAAAUUUCUCUGCAGUCCUGAUGCAUGCUUUUGAGUUACUGCAAUCUUAUCGUGAGAGCACAUCAGGAGCCCAUUGCAAUCAGGCGAUAAUGCUAAUAACAGAUGGUGCACCUUACAACUACAAGGACAUAUUUGAAAUGUAUAACUGGCACAAACAGCCUGAUGGUGAGGUUCAGAUACCAGUUCGAGUCUUUACGUAUUUAAUUGGUCGUGAAGUGGCAGAUGUUCGUGAGGUCAACUGGAUGGCAUGUGCUAAUAAAGGUUACUAUCAACACCUCAGCACACUUGCUGAAGUCCGCGAGAAAGUCCUCAUGUAUAUACAAGUCAUGGCUCGGCCGCUAGUACUGGGACGAACUGUUCACCCAACGGUCUGGACUCCUGUGUAUGCCGACGUUACAGACCCAAAAACAACUGACUGGCUUUGGGAAAAGAGGGAAUGUAGAAAGCAGAAAGAGAUAUUCCUAGCCUCUAGAGAAUACAAUUCAAAUAAAAGUGAAGAGCACCUACGACAAUAUGUGGAGAGCUUAAAAAGGGUUACAGAUGAAAAUGCAGAUGAAACUUCCUACCAACUUAUGACAUCUGUUGCAGUGCCUGUUUAUGAUCGGAGGGAAAAUGCAAACCUCACGGAAUGGACCCUCAUAAAUGAGGCGAUAUGGGUACAAAAAAUCCGAGAGACAAAGAUAGCAGAUCUACUGGGAGUUGCUGGAACUGACGUGCCAAUUCAGGAAAUAAAAGACCUCAUGUUGCCUCACUUGUUGGGAGUAAAUGCAUAUGCUUUCAUGGUAACCAACAAUGGCCACAUACUUACGCAUCCAGAUCACCGUCCAGCAUUCCAGGGCAUCCUGAAACCAAACUACAAUAGUGUUGACAUGACAGAAGUUGAACUUGAGAAUACUGACCGAGAGGCACGUGAUUUCAGUCCAAAAAUGCUGAAGCUCCGUGAGAACAUUAUAAAUCGAAAGAAAGGAAGUGAGGUGCUUAGUGUGAAGUACCAUUAUGAUGACAUGAAACGAGCAUCAGUGGACAGGAGGCAUUACCACUACUGUCCCAUAGAGAAUACACCAUUCUCCCUCGUUGUGGCCAUUCCUGAAAAGCAGAAAGUGCUCAUUGCCCAGAAGGAGUUACGUCGUGCAUGGUCUAUUGGUGAACGUGUAAGAAAAUAUUUUAGUGGGAAUAAUUGGAAACUUCAUCCGAACUGGGCUUACUGUAGGUACCACUAUGAAACAGAGCACACAAUGAGUUCUCCUGAGGAGCAGUUCAUGCACUUUCUGAAUCGCACUCAAGGAAAAUGGCAGUGGUUAGAUAAACGGACCGUGACUCCGCCGGAGCAUGUUGCAUCACCUAACACACCAGCAGGAAAAACAGACAAACUCGCCAAGGAUUCAUAUUACUGUGACAGGGAUUUAUUCCAGGCUCUUGUUUUUGACGCCAUAGCAACAGAAUCUUUUCAGCAGAAUCUGAGCAGUUUGCACAAGGAUGACAAGGGGAAAAAACAUGGACAUUACCAGAGAAGGAAGCAGUUCCAACAACGAUUUGGAGUGACGCUGGCAUUUGUGGCAACUCGCAGUGGCUUGACUCGGUGGGAUGAUAUUGUGGGGCCUCAAGAUUCUUCACAACCGCACUUCAGUGAAAUACAUAAUCAUGCUAUAGAUGAGGUGUGGUAUAAAAGAGCAGUUGAACAUCACUAUGAAAAUAGCAAGAGUUUUGUCUACUCUGUACCAUUUGAUGCAGGUGAGAAGAAUGGAAGCCUGGUGACAGCCAGUCAUGCCAUAUUCCACUCAAAGGAUCGUCUCAGUGCCCCAGCUGCAGUUGUUGGCUUUCAGUUCCAGCACUCAGCUCUUUCAACAUUGUUCAGGAAUAUAACAUACAGUUGUCUAGAUGUUCUACCAAACUGCACUAGAAACAGAACAUGUGCAUCAGACAUUUUGGAAUGCUACCUCCUGGAUAACAACGGAUAUGUCGUCGUUUCUGAAAAUCACAGAGACACGGGAAAGUUUUUUGGUGAAGUCCGACAUUCAGUUAUGAAUCAGCUGAUAGAGCAGAAUGUGUUCCAAAGUAUACACAUUUUUGACUAUCAAGCUGUGUGUUUCAGACCAAAGUCAACAGAUAAUGCAGCAUCAUUUCGCAUCACACCCUUGACACACUUUUUAAAGCUGCUAGACUGGUUGAUUGGAAAUGUUGUGUGGUUAGCAGCUCAUACAAACUUACAUCUCAUGUGGCUGCAAGAUGAUGUGGCUGCUACAGCUAUUUCUGGGGCAUCUUCACAGCCUGAUCCAGGAGAUGAAGAGUAUAGAGAUGAAGAUAAUGAAGAGGAAAACAUUGUGUCAUCUGAAGGUGGGAAAACACCUGAAAAGCAGUAUGAAAAGUGGACUAUCAAACGAACACGUCCACAACCUUGCGACAUGGAGGUGACAUUAUAUAAACUAAAUAGGUCGCUUCCACGAAUUUCACAUAGUAUCACCAGUAAGUGUGCAAGACCUUUUGAUAUCCAAGAAGUUCAGUUGAGUAAUCUGGUGCUGGUGGUUGUGAACUCACUAUGCGUAACAGACGACAGUACUCGUAUCAGUACAAUGCCAGUGGAGGUAUCAUACAAUACGACGCUAGCAUGCUACAAAGAGUGGCACGCACUGCACAGGCGGAGGCCUCCUUUUUGCAUAAACAACCAUACGCAGGAGAAAGAAGUUGAACUGUGUGGAGAUGCAAGCCACCUUUGGGUUUCGUAUGUGAUGCUUGCUUUAAGCUGGGCAGUUGCUGGCUUUAUCUCGUAAUAUGGGAAAUAACAGAGAAGUAACUUAUUGUCUGUGAUAUUUUGACUGGUGCAGAAUCUCCAGUAUGUAUUUCAAUGCUACACUCAGCAUUUUACAUGUUCAGGAGCUCAAUGUAUACAUAAAUAUUUCACAUUUAACUUGCAUCUAUACUAUUUCUGAUGCAUUAUUAGUACUAAAUUUAAUACCAAAAUUUAUUUAUGUUGCAAAUGUAUCUUCCGAACUGUUAACACUUAAUUAUGUUAUUGGCUAUAUUUUGUUAUGUGAACAAUUGAUUGAAUUUGUGGUGAGAAUUUUUAUAUCAGUUUUUGAAAUGUAACUAUUUAUGAAAUAAAACAUGUAAUAUAUCUUGUUGUCAUGUGUACAAGCACAGAAAAUAUACUCAACUUUGUAAUUUGAACAUGAGGGUGUUCAAAAACAGUGCAAGACUACAAAUAUUUUUCUCAGAUAAAUCAUUUUUCAAAACUGACACGCAGUAAUGGUGUGGUGCCAGGUGAAGAUUAUUGAAACUACUUGACUUGUACUGUUGCUUUCCCUCACUUUUUAUGAUGUGAUGUAAAAUUGUGGUUGCCAAUGGUCCAUAGACAGAAAAUAUUUGACUGUCAUUCAUGAACCUCCAGAUUACUGUUCUUAUCAUGUCAACAGCCAGUAA
Schistocerca piceifrons (Central American locust) is the source of this 4418-nucleotide messenger RNA. It is a transcript of the gene stj, whose product is annotated as voltage-dependent calcium channel subunit alpha-2/delta-3. Gene Ontology annotation, cellular component: voltage-gated calcium channel complex. The record is from RefSeq and is a predicted model, not a curated record. NCBI's taxonomy places the organism in Eukaryota, Metazoa, Arthropoda, Insecta, Orthoptera, Acrididae. The transcript is spliced from 30 exons. Bases 14 to 3769 code for a protein of 1251 amino acids. Gene Ontology annotation, molecular function: voltage-gated calcium channel activity.